Pestalotiopsis fici W106-1 is the source of this 1695-nucleotide messenger RNA. RefSeq lists its product as uncharacterized. The transcript is spliced from 4 exons. The record is from RefSeq and is a predicted model, not a curated record. NCBI's taxonomy places the organism in Eukaryota, Fungi, Ascomycota, Sordariomycetes, Amphisphaeriales, Sporocadaceae. The coding region runs from base 1 to 1695 and encodes 564 amino acids.
AUGCGACGGACAGCUUUUCUUGGGUUUUCGAUUGCUUCGACCAUCAACGGCAUCGCAGCCGCUGGUUUCAGCCCCUCCGAGUUCGUUCCGCUCCUUGGCCCAUCCUUUAUCUCGAAUUUUGAUCCAACCAAUACGGGACCUAUCCGCGAAGCUAUAGAGGCUUUCCCGGAAGUCAUUGAUGCAUUAUUUGACGAUGGGACCCUGAACAAGACUGACCUCACCUUUGCUAUCGACGUCUUUUCAGCCGCUACCAACCAGUCUCUGUACAGCUACCACCAUGUCGGGGACAGCCAGCAAGUGACACUCACGUCUGGACAGCUCAACGACAAGACGAUAUCCAAGCUCGGCAGUGUAUCCAAACUCUUUACUGUCUAUGCCAUUAUUGCCAAAGCCGGAAUCGAAAUAUUCAGCCAUCCUGUCACAAAGUACAUUCCCGAGCUUGCGUGCAACUCUACAAACUCGUCGAGCAAUAGUCUAAAUCAUAUAUCUUGGGAGGAUAUUACGAUUGGCGCGCUUGCUUCUCAUCAAGCUGGAACUGGAGGAGCCACAAAGCUUCUCCUGGACAGUGGCAACCCAUUUAUAAUUACACCUCAACAACUUUUCGAUUCCAUGUGCACCAAGUAUCCUGUCAUCAGUCCCUUCCGAACCGCCGUCUACUCAGAUGGUGGGUUUGCUGUUCUCACGCAAGUUCUUGCUCGUCUCUCGGGCAAGGAAUAUGGGGAGGCCAUCCGAGAGAUUCUAUUUGAGCCAUUGGGGCUUGAGGGCAUGUCAGACAAGGUACCCAGCGGCCCUGGCGUCAACGCCAUCAAUCGCACAACUGUCGACAAUUCUUCAUCUGGUGGUCUCCAUGCCAGUACAUCAGACCUUCGCGCUGCUGGACUGUCCAUAUUGAACUCGGAGCUGCUCUCUGCUGCAACAACUCAACAGUGGAUGAAGCCUCUGAGUGGCACAGGAUCCCUGGCAGAAGUCGUCGGUGCGCCUUGGGAGAUCCAGCGCCUGGCCGUCCCUGCUACUCCUGGCUCGAACCGCACUAGAAUCUCUGACCUCUACACCAAGGCCGGUGGAAAUGGCGACUACAAUGCAAUCUUUGCUCUAUCUCCAGACCAUGGAAUUGGCUACUCCAUCCUCGUCACUGGGUCUACUUCCGUCCUUGCCCGUUUUAUUAUUCGCAAUGCUGUUGGCGAGUUGAUCAUUCCUGCUGCCGAGGCUGCCGCUGCUGAGAAUGCCCAAGAAAACCUAGCCGGAACUUUUGCAGUCCAAGGUUCCGAGGGUACCAAUCUCACAAUCUCAGUAGAUGAGGAUGCUCCCGGGUUGCGCAUGGAGUCAUUCUAUAUUGAAGGCGUCGACAGCAGCGGACUCUUUGUAAACACCCUGGGCGGCAUGAUGCCCACCGAGCAGGAACUGCGAUUCUUCCCUACCGGCCCCAACUCGUACUCAAAGUCGCUGUCUGCGCAAUACAAGACCGAUGGUACCAUCAAAGUGGCGCAUCGUCUGGUGCACUCAGACACGGCUCCGCCUCUUGCCCCACGAUCCUAUUCCGAGGGCGGCAAGGGCGGAUUGUUCAACGACCAACAUACUUGGCAGGACAUUGGGUUUGAGCUGGCCGCGGACAACUUCGUCUUUACCAUUCAAGAUGGAAAAUUGACCACUGUCGAGUGCGUUGAUCUACAAUUGACACUCAACCGCAUUGAAUAG